Messenger RNA from Saccostrea cuccullata (small rock oyster), 924 nucleotides. RefSeq names its product melatonin receptor type 1A-like. The record is from RefSeq and is a predicted model, not a curated record. Gene Ontology annotation, cellular component: plasma membrane. The transcript has 4 exons. Gene Ontology annotation, molecular function: G protein-coupled photoreceptor activity. NCBI's taxonomy places the organism in Eukaryota, Metazoa, Mollusca, Bivalvia, Ostreida, Ostreidae. Gene Ontology annotation, biological process: phototransduction; cellular response to light stimulus; G protein-coupled receptor signaling pathway.
AUGGCUCUUUUAUUGUUCUUAAAAAGAUUUGUGGCGUAUGUUCAGGCGGAGAAUGGAACAUUUUAUAUCAACGAUACCCGCGAUAACCUCGAGAGCUUUAACAGUUCCAUAAAGAAAAGGAUACCCCCUCUUUUACAGACUGACACGUGCCUAGCUGUAUUGUACAUCAUCAUAACCAGCACGGCCUUACUGGUGGGGACACUUGGUAACGCUUUCAUUAUCCUGGUAUGGACCGUCCUCAGAGACCUCAACAAACGUGGGAAAGAAUUCACCGUCAACCUGGCACUGGCGGAUCUCUGUGUCACUGCCAUAGCCGACCCCAUGUGUAUUACUGGUGUCACACACGGAGAACAGUUUUUCCAGGGUAGGAAACUGCUAUGUAUUUUUGUGGCGAGCCUUUGUCUGACUGCCAGCUUUUGUGCAUUCUUCAGCCUGUUCCUUAUGUCGAAGUCACGCUUUAUAUACCUGCGCCACAACCACGUGUAUGACAGAGUUUUCAACCGUGUCACCAGCAUUUUGCUUUGUUUUAUCUGCUGGGUGGUUGCUUUCUUGUUCGAAUUACAUAAUUUUGUUGGUUGAGGAGGACACGUCUUCAACCACAAAAAUCACCAGUGCAUCUGGGAUCGGACUACAAGUUUAUCGUACACCAUGUUUGUUUCAAUUAUUUUAAUUGGUGCACCACUCUUUGUAAUGGCUGUUUGCUACUUUCUUAUUUUUAAGCAUAUUUGGGAAACAAAACGUAACAUUUACAUUUUGGACAUUGACAAUCCUUUGAGAAUGAGAAAAGUUUGGAGAGAAACAGUCCGUUCAUCUAAGAUGUUGUUUGGUAUUUUUAUUGUAUGUGUUGUUUGCUGGACGCCGUAUGCCAUUAUUGUUUCUUUAGAUGUGAGUAGUAUAAGCGGUCUAGAUGGGGGGUUCAACUGA